Molecule: messenger RNA, 840 nt
Organism: Lolium perenne
Lineage: Eukaryota; Viridiplantae; Streptophyta; Magnoliopsida; Poales; Poaceae
Product: probable ubiquitin-like-specific protease 2B
Biological process (GO): proteolysis
Molecular function (GO): cysteine-type peptidase activity
Source: RefSeq, a predicted model, not a curated record
AUGCCCCAAACCAGUAGCCGCCGCGAUCCAGAGAUCGUGAACCUCGACAGCGAUGAUGACGACAACGUCGAUGUGUCUCAAAACAAGCAGUCUCAAACAAGCAGAGGCCUGGAAGAGAAGACAUCACAAAUCAUGAAGAAUGGGUUGCAUUCCUUUGAACUGCCCCCAAAGAAAAGGUUAAUCCGCAAUACAUCUAGCAAAAGGAGCGAAACAAAUAAAGACAAGUUGGACACUAAAAUUUUUGAAUUGUGCAUGGAGGACGUUUGGACAUGCAUAGAUCCGGAAAAGGAGAGCGAAUAUGCAUAUUUUGAUUCAUUGUGGUUUAAUACCUACAUGAAUGGGAAUGAUAAAUCGGAUGUCCUCAGAUGGAUAAAAGCUAAGAAAAUAUUCUCAAGGCGAUAUGUAUUUGUCCCUAUCGUUUGUUGGGAUCACUGGAACCUCCUUGUGUUGUGCAAUUUUGGUGAGACAGACUACCUAGGUACUCAAAAGGGGCCACGUAUGCUGCUGUUGGAUUCACUUAAAACGGACAAUCUGACGUGGCUGCGAACAUCCAUCAAUAGAUUUGUUGUUGAUAUUUUAAAAAAUGAAGAGCGGGAAGAGUUAGAGCAGUUCAUAAGUGAAGUCGAGCUCGAGUUUCCCGAGGUGCCACAACAAAGUGGGGAUGAUUGUGGUAUAUAUGUUCUUUACUUUAUCUACUGUUUUCUCGUGAUCGAAGAACUAGGUGAAGAUUUGAGCAAUCUGGAUGCCUUAUUCUAUCCAGAGGAGCUAGAGAACCUAGAGGACAUCCGUAAGGAUAUACAUUCGUACCGAGAGAAAAAGGAUGCCGAAAUUGCAGAGUAG